Diaporthe amygdali is the source of this 2283-nucleotide messenger RNA. RefSeq names its product Carbonyl reductase family member 4. Gene Ontology annotation, molecular function: oxidoreductase activity. Bases 1 to 2283 code for a protein of 760 amino acids. NCBI's taxonomy places the organism in Eukaryota, Fungi, Ascomycota, Sordariomycetes, Diaporthales, Diaporthaceae. The transcript is spliced from 5 exons. The record is from RefSeq and is a predicted model, not a curated record.
AUGCCUCCCAUCAAAGGGCAGUCCGUUGUCGUUGUUGGUGGCUCUUCUGGCAUUGGUGCCGCCGCAGCGAAACUGGCCUGCGUUGAAGGCCUCAAGGUAGCCAUUGCUUCGUCCAAUCGCGGCCGUGUCGAUGAGGCCGUCAAGAAGAUACAGGACGCCGUGCCUGAUGCCAAAGUCUCUGGGUUUAUUGUCGAUAUCAGCGGUGACGACAUGGAGUCACAGCUCGAGAAGCUGUUUAUCGAUGUCACGGACGCCAACAAGGGGCCGAUUGACCACAUCAUCCUGACUGCUGGCCUUGCCAACGUCAAGCCCAUCUCAGAAUUCACUGUCGAGUACUUCAAAGAGGCCGCACCACUGCGCAUCGUCGCACCCAUUCUCAUCGCCAAGCUGGCUCCCCGUUUCCUCAAGCCGCACUGGACAUCCUCGCUCAUCUUCACAGGCGGUGGUGUCGGCGACAAGCCCGUGAAGGGGUACGCUGUUGGUUCCGGGUGGGCUGCUUCCCUCUAUGGGACCGUACGCGCCCUGGCCCUCGAGAUGGCGCCGAUCAGGGUCAACGCGGUCAGUCCUGGUGCCACAGCUACGGAGCUCUGGGGCCCACCGGGUGAGGCACGCGACAGGCUGGAGGCCAUGGUUACGUCUAGGGCGCUGUUUGGCAAGCCUGGGCUUCCGGAGGAGUAUAGCGAGUCGAAGAUAUUGGCUGCACACAUAUUCGUGUCCUCACACAUCCUAUCCCGUCAAGUCGAGUCUGCUCCUAAUCAGUCCCUCGAUUCUACAAUGUCGAGCGUGGAAGUCGCAGGUCUAGCAGGUACUUGGGUUGCUGCUGGUCUGGCAUUUCUUGGACUAUUCGCGAUUGUUGGCCCUCUCCUCGUGUGGUCGGCAAGCCGCUCCCAACGUCACAAAGCUCUGAUGAGCAUUGGUCUCAAGAACAACGGGUACCUUUCUCGCGGUUUAACGGUGUGGCCGGGUAUCAGAUUCUUUCAGACCGAGCAUGUCCCAAUCUUGAAGAGACUUCAGUUGUUCGCAGCCGACGAGUGGCGAGAUUUCGAUUUGUCACGGCUGGAGAGCAUUCCCGAAUCGACGGUAACAUGGGUCCAAUUUGGAGCGUGUCUUGAGGCAUAUGGUCUGAACAUACGGCGCGGAAAGGAAAUCAACGCAGUCGAAACCGAGGAUGCAAGACUACAGCUUUAUCUGCCAGUUCAUAAGGCAUAUUUGUUCACUUUCCUCGUCAUGGGUCGAUAUCAGAGGAAAUUCGGCCAGCCGGAUCUCACUGUACCUGGAGCAUCGGAUAUGACGGCCCAUGUUGCCCUACCCGCUAAGAUUCAGUCAUCUUGGAAUCAAUACCCACAGUCGCAAUACACUAUUUUACACGGUCUUACAGGGUCCUUUAUCUUCCACAAAGACCUCCAGUCGGGCAUUACUGGCAAGGAGCUUGCUGCUAUGACCUUCGUCCCGCCACAAGAAGAGUAUGUGCGAGUCUUCACACACAACACUCCAGAAUCCUAUGGAAUGCCGUUUAUGCCUUCUAUGGGGGUCGGUUAUCAACCUAUGCCUACCGUCCCCACGCAAUUUCAGGACAACAAAGCGCAAAAUUGUGUCUUCAUCACCCGUGCCUCAGCGCAAGUGUUCGCGCUAGGGCUUCUCCACUUGCCUUGGAGUCAGAAAAAUUAUAUUGUGGGCAAGGUAUUAGGCAGCAGUAUUGUGCGCAGUUUUUUACUUCAGGCCGCAUCCGCUUGCAUCAGAUUUCUCCUGCGGUUGAAGAAAAUUCACUCCGUACUGCACCUUGGCCAGGCAGAUACAGCUGAAUUCCUUGCCGCAGCAGACAAGGUACUGCAAAAACAUGAGGAUAUUGAUGGGCUCUGUGAGCUAGACGAAUUCUUGUCUAGGAUACAGCAUCGAACUGCGGAGGUGUCACUGAUGAUCGGAGUCCUCGUCCUCACCAACAUCGAAUAUCGCGAGCUAAUUUACCAAUCCGUCCGCCAUGCCAACAGCAAUAUCUCUAGACUUCCAAAAGCCGACACUGAAUUGAACUUCGACACUGGACAUGUCAAAGUUUCUGGUGCUUUCGGGAUCGAACAUGUCUUUGUGGUCGACCUAGAUUGCUUGUUGGAGGACCUUCCUGGUCAUCAGCGGAGUCAGAGCCGCACCAUCAAAGUUGAUUUCGCCACAACGCUUUUAGCUGGGCUAAAAGCAUACAUGCGUAGCCUGAUGCUUCAGAACUGCAUCGAUGGUUUGUACAUUGAGAAAGCUAUGGAUUUCAGUGGAGACGUAUAUGAUAUGAUAUAA